ACGAAGAUGGCAGCGCUGGGCAGAAUGGCGCCCAAGCUGGGCUGCUCGUUGCUAUGGCCCAGUGGUAUGAGGAGGGCGGAGGUGGGACGGCGAGGGGUGCGGGCAUUGCGGCGGAGCCCUGUAAGGGUGUUGCCGCCGCAGAAAGAGAAGAGAGCAACGGCGGCGGAAGAGCAGAAAAGCCCCCGGGAGCCGCCCCCUCCGCCACAGCCAGCAGUGGAGCGGAGGCCGGCUGGGCCUGGGCUGUGGUACGAGAAGGCGUCGCCCGGUGACAAGAGACUGGGAAAAGUGGUGACUAUUGCCAAGUCGAAGAAGUUUAGGGAUCAUCAUGGGAAGGUUCUGCUGGAAGGCCAUCGCCUGAUCAGGGAUGCCCUAGAGGCAGGAGCUGUGCCUCGGAUACUCUUCUUCAGCACCCUGGGGCACCUGAAGGAGCUGCCUGAGACAGAGCUAAAACGAGCCAGCUUAGUCAAGGUGAAAUUUGAGGACAUUAAGAACUGGUCUGACCUCAUAACUCCUCAAGGGCUUAUAGGGAUCUUUUCCAAGCCUGACCAUGCCAAGAUGUCUUACCCUGCUGCUCAGCUGGCCAACUCCUUACCACUGCUCCUCAUUUGUGACAACAUCCGAGAUCCAGGAAACCUGGGGACUAUUCUGAGAUCUGCAGCAGGAGCAGGCUGUGAGAAAGUGCUGCUCACCAAAGGCUGUGUGGAUCCAUGGGAGCCAAAGGUGCUCCGAGCAGGCAUGGGGGCUCACUUCCGUCUGCCCAUCAUCGCCGACCUGGACUGGGAAUCUGUUCCCAGCAACCUUCCUGCUGCCAUCCAGGUCUGUGUGGCUGACAAUAAAGACCCAGGCGCUCGGGCUGAGACCACGUCCGUGCUGACGGGAUCUUCCAGGGCUGGCCCUGCUCCUCUGAGAUCCAAACCUAAGGCUGCUCCUGAGCAUGAGGAUGAAGAGGGAGCAGAAGGUGUCUGCAUCCCAGAGCUGGCUGUGCAGUAUUACCAUGAGAACUGGACACAAGCUCCAGUGGCAGUGGUGAUCGGAGGAGAAACCCACGGCCUGAGUCUGGAUGCGCUUCAACUGGCAGCCAGCACGGGAGGGAAGAGGUUGGUCAUUCCCAUGGUGCCAGGCAUGGACAGCUUGAACUCUGCAAUGGCUGCUGCCAUCGUGCUGUUUGAAGGGAAGAGACAGUUGCUGCAGAGGCACAAGCAGGAAGAUGAGAGGCAGCCCUUCCCUGUAGUGGGCUGAACUGCUGAGGUCAGGUGCUGAAGCAACAUCUCUCCCGUUUGGCAU
Molecule: messenger RNA, 1284 nt
Organism: Dryobates pubescens (Downy woodpecker)
Lineage: Eukaryota; Metazoa; Chordata; Aves; Piciformes; Picidae
Gene: MRM3
Product: mitochondrial rRNA methyltransferase 3
Exons: 4
Coding region: 7-1239 (410 amino acids)
Biological process (GO): RNA processing
Molecular function (GO): RNA methyltransferase activity; RNA binding
Source: RefSeq, a predicted model, not a curated record